Molecule: messenger RNA, 2073 nt
Organism: Meloidogyne enterolobii
Lineage: Eukaryota; Metazoa; Nematoda; Chromadorea; Rhabditida; Meloidogynidae
Source: the annotation of a GenBank genome assembly
AUGAAUUAUUCUUAUGAAAAUUAUUCUAUACUAGUUAUUAUUGUCAUCUUGUUCACAUUGAAUUUAUAUUGUCGAGAGUGUUGGGCAAAAAUUAACAAAACCUUCACAAAAAUCACUACAACAAUACAAAAAAAGAAUGAACUGGGUGAACAACAACGAAUUGCUACCAGCAAGUUAGAAUUAAAUCCUGAAAAGCUAGACUUGCUCCUUUACAAUGUUGCUAUUUUUAGCUUGUUAAAGGAAGUAUUAAAUCUAAUUAAAUAUAAAUCAUCCCUUAAAUAUAUAGCCACAACAGCAGCACAAUUAGCGAGGUGUAUUGUCCCAUUAUUAAAGGAAAAAGGAAACAAAAGAAUUACAAAAGAAAUAAAUAAUAUUGAAAAUGAAGUUAGAAUUACUAGAACUGUUUCAGCCAAAGAAGAACGAGGAUUAGUUGGGCAGAUUGGUUCAUGGCUAAUUCAUGGAUUAGAAAGUAUUGGAAUUAAUGGGAAAACUAUGUUUAGUAAAGAUAAAACGAAUGUUAAAGCGGGGCGAUUCGAACAAAUAGUUAAGACGUUAAGGAUGCGCAAGGUUAUGAGAAAAUCUCGAUCUCUAAUACAACAACAAAACUUUCAUCGUACAAAAUCGAGGAGAAAUAACAAAAUAAAUCGUAAAGAGCCGUCGACUUUAGCUUCCGUAAAUCUUAAUACAAUGAGACGGAGACGAAAUACAGAAAAGAAGGGCAAUAUUAACAAUACCCAUAAUAUUGAAAAACUUCGGCGUGUUCAACGCUUCUUAGAAAAAUAUGAAUUUUGUAAAAAACAUUUGGAGAGAAUGGGAGAGGCUAAUUCUCGUUUUCUUGAGGAUAUUAUUUCUACACAGACACAAAAUCCAGUUGAUUCGCAAUCUUUUCGAUUUUUGAUGGAUAGUUCAAAACUUGAAUCGUUGGAUUUGGAAUUGCAAAAUCUUCUUUCUAAUUAUUCAUUCGAAGCAUUGCCGAUAUUAUCUCCAAAACUUUUUUCGUUAUUUCCAAAUCAAAACUUGAAGAAUAAUGAUAAAAUAAACAUGAAUGGAUUUCUCUCUCCAACAUUGUUGAGUUUUCAAAAUGAAGGGAUUUUAUCGCUACCAACAUUAUUUGGGUAUGCUUCGAGCAACGAGGAAGAACUUGUUGAACUUCUCGACAAAUUCAUUGAAUUGUCGGGGGUAUCCGGUGUUUUGGACAAAUUAAUUGUCGAAAUUGAAACAAAAGCUAAGAUGAUUGAAGAUGAACUAUAUCCGGCUUUGGUAAAAUUGGAGCUUUUGGAAAGGCGGUGGAAGGCUAUACAGAACAACCUCACAGCAUUGCAGAAUAAAAUGCUUGAUAUACAUGGUUAUGCUUUUCUAGAUAGGAGACAGUUCGGAAAAUUAUUCAACAGAGGAAAAAUAAGGGAAUGGCCAAUAUUAGACGAGGAAUUGUUCGAGCAAGAAAUUCGUAGAAUGGGGGAAAUGGAAAGGACUCGAAUGAAAAGAAAUUCUGAGAACUCAUCACGGGAAGAUACGUCUGAUCAAAUAAAUUCACUGAGACCGUUUACUUACACGAACAUUUUGAGACAAGAUGCUGUUGUUGGUGUAAAUAAUAUUCUGAAUGUUUUAAGUCCGGUAGCAUUUAUACCUAGUAUAAUGAGUCCAAAGGCAAUGGCACUUACUGUUUUGUCCCCGACCGCUUUUACUGCAAAUAUAUUAACGCCAAAUACACUAUGGACAGAAAUACUUUCACCAAAAUUUUUUCACACAAAUAUACUUUCACCUAGAGCUCUUGCAUCUUUGGUGUUAUCUCCGAGAACAAUGCUUGGAGAGGUACUUUCUCCAAAAUUUAUUGAGUUCCGAGUGUUAAACCCAACAACAUUCUAUGCCGGUGUUCUUACUCCAAACUUUUUACUUCCGCGAGUUCUUUCGCCAUCCAAUUUUGCAGUUACAGUGUUAAGUCCAAAUAUCCUAUCGCCAAGUAUUCUUAGCAAGGGGAACUUCACCGUUCAGGUUCUUUCUCCAAGUAUUAUGAGUGAUGAUAUUACAUUUGAUCAACUAUUUAGAGGAGAGUGGCAAAAAGAAACGAGCUGA